UGUGCAUAUGGUGCUUACAAAUGGAAAACGAAACAAGUAAAACCUUCAGUGUUCCUUCUACAAUUAAGAGUUGUAGCUCAAGGCACAGCGUUAGGUUUCAUAACGCUGGGAAUGGCAUAUAAUAUGUACAAAGAUUUUAUACUAAACAAAAAGGAUUAACAUUCAUGAUAUUUUUAGUAUUACAAGUAAAUGAGUAGAAAACUUCAGUGUUGAAAUAUGUAAAGGAGAACUUAAAACAUGUUUAUUUUUUUACCAGAGAGUGUUUUAAUGUACAUAAUUAUGCUGUGUUAAAUAUCCCAAAUUCUAUAGAACA
Messenger RNA from Ceratina calcarata, 313 nucleotides. RefSeq names its product HIG1 domain family member 1A, mitochondrial-like. NCBI's taxonomy places the organism in Eukaryota, Metazoa, Arthropoda, Insecta, Hymenoptera, Apidae. The record is from RefSeq and is a predicted model, not a curated record. The transcript has a single exon. The annotation marks the transcript as partial.